AUGUCAAUGGUCAGCAGUUUCAAACCACCAAUCUUACUGAAUAAUAACAAUUCUUUGUUCAAAUCAUCAUCCACAAAUACCACAAAUACCACAAAUUCAUCAACUCCGUCACCCGGAGUACACCAUGAAAGGCGUCGAUCUUAUUCAGAAUCAUCAAAUAAUGACUUAAAUGGAAAUAGUGAUACUACAAAAGAUGAAGUUCCAUUAUCAAUGAGCUUUCUACACAAACCAAAGAGAUCUGACGAAUUUUUCAAGCAAUCAAAUGAUCCUACAAAGUUAAAUUCAUUAUUAAAUAAAAAAAUUGAAUCGCCAAGAGAUGAUGAUGAAAUACCACCAGAUUAUUUUAAUCAUAAACAUUAUGGAGGAAACAUACUUGAAGAAAAUCAUGAUACUACACAACUGAGUGAUUUACUAAGUUCUUCGUCUUCAUCUUCACCAUCAUCAAUCUCAACUCCCAAAUUAAACAAUCCAAUUUUUCAAAAUGAUAUUGAUUCAGACUAUAAAUUAGUACGUAAAAAGUCUGGUGAAUUAGUUAAACCAUCAUUAAAAUCUCCAUCAUUUGAUCAAUUUAAGAAAAGAUCAAUGUCAUUACCUACAACUCCAACUUUUAAACAAGUGCAUUUUGGUGAUUCGAAUGAUAUUCGAUAUUUUAAACAAAAAGAUCGUCCAACUGCAGUAUCAGCUACAAAUUCACCUACAUUUGGUAAUUUAGUAUCCGAUGACGAUGAUGAUUAUGAUGAUAAUGAAAGAUAUAGUGAUUCAGAAAUUGAAUCGUCGACUAGUACUAAAGAUUUUCAUAAUUUUAGUUUAUUAGAUACUCAUUAUCCAAAUAAAAUUCUGUUUAAACCAAAUUGGCAAUUGAAAUUAUUAAAUUUCCCACCAUUAUCUUAUGCAAAAAAGGUUGAUUUACAUGUACCUGUCUUUCUUGAAAAAUUAUUUAUAUCUCAAGAUAAGAAAUUUUUAUUUGGUUAUAUUGCAGUUAAAAAUUUAGCAUAUUCAAAACAUUUAACAGUUAGGUAUACAUUAGAUUCAUGGCAAACAAUAAUUGAAAUUCCAACAAUUUAUACAACAAAUUUUGAUGUUGAAAUUUUGAAAAAUAAUGAUUAUGAUCGAUUUUAUUUUAAAAUUCCAUUGAAUAAUUUAUUUAAUAGUUUUAAAUUUAAUUCUUCAACUGAUUCAUUAAGUGAUGAUUCAAAAAAAGAUUUAAGUAAUUCAUCAAAAAAUUAUCAAUUAUGUAUUAAAUACUGCGUUGAUAAUCAAGAAUAUUGGGAUAAUAAUAAUUUUCAAAAUUAUAAAAUCAAAUUGACUAAAACUAUGAAUUCAAACUUACCUGAACAGCAACAACUGAAUUCUAAAAUUCAACAACAUUCAUCAAGACCAAAAUAUUCAAGUAAGUAUGUUAAAAAUCAUAAACAAGAAGAUAAUGAAGAUUAUGAAAAGAAUAAUUAUUACAUAACUAGUCCAUUAUUAGGAUCAAUUCAAAAAAAUCAAGAUGAUGAUUUAUUAAGAAAUACAGAAGACAAAUCAAUUAAAUCAAAAGAACAACCAAAAUAUAAGAAAACUUUCAGAGAUCAAUUAAAGAAUUCAAAUUUUAAUGAUGAAUUAAUACCUAAAAUUGAUCCAUCAAUUAAAAAUAAUAAUAAAAAGAAUAAUUUUUUAAGUUCAAAAUCAUAUAAAGAAUUAUUGGAAAAUUAUUGUUUCUUUAAUGAUACAAAAAUUAAUGAGGAUAAUGAUAAAAAGGAUUCUUAUUCAGUUUCAUCCUUUUUAGGAACAUAA
Molecule: messenger RNA, 1776 nt
Organism: Insectozyma verbasci
Lineage: Eukaryota; Fungi; Ascomycota; Pichiomycetes; Serinales; Debaryomycetaceae
Source: the annotation of a GenBank genome assembly